UUCCUGUAGAUAAGUCAAGGACAUUUAGAAAUCCUUAUAUAUAGUAAGAGAAAAACUUGCAAUUUUGUAUAACUCUUGCUGUUUGCAGACGAGUGGUAAGUUAUCCAAAUUUCUCUGACAAGCGUAGGAAAGACCUUUUUCAUCAUGAAUGUUCUGGUUGUUUUUUCAGUUUUUUGCCUUUUCACCAGUGGCUUAGCUACCUUUGAUAACUUGUACUAUCAACCAUCCUCCUACAUCAGCAGUUAUGGAUACCCAUCAUAUAGCAGCUCUUACGGCAGCUAUGGUAGCUAUGGUAGCUCCUACAGUCCAUUGUCAUAUGCCUCGUAUUCGGCACCAGUUUCAUAUGCUGUGAGUAAACCAGUCACCUAUGUCAAAGAACACACAGCCCCUGCUGUUUCUUACAUCAAGCAGUAUGCAGCACCUGCGGCCGUCUCUUACGUCAAAGAGCAACACGUAGCACCUGCUACCGUGUCUUACGUCAAGGAGCAUCAUGCACCUGCCACAGUCUCUUACGUCAAGGAGCAUCAUGAACCUGCCACAGUCUCUUACGUCAAGGAGCAUCAUGCACCUGCCACAGUCUCUUACGUCAAGGAGCAUCAUGAACCUGCAGUUUCAGUUCAGCCCGUGUCCUACGCUGUCAGCAAACCCGUUACGUAUGUCCAGAAGUAUUCUGCGCCUGCCGUUGCAGUUCAGCCCGUUUCCUACUCUGUCAGCAAACCUGUUACCUACGUCCAGAAGUACUCUGCUCCUGCAAUCUCUUACGCACCUAAGAGAGUCUCUUAUGCUGUGAGAAGUGCUCCCAUCACGUACACCACUGUUAGCAAGCCAGCCACUACAUACACGAAAACCUACACAGCACCUGCUGUCACUUCAGCCUCCUAUAUCAGCAGGCCCAUCAGUUAUGCCAAGACCUACACAGCACCCACCUCUUACGCUUAUUCUUACCCAGUAAGCUACAGUUAUGGAGGUGGACUUGGUGGCUACAGUUAUGGAAGUGGACUCGGAGGUUACAGUUAUGGAAGUGGACUUAGUGGCCUUAGUUAUGGAAGUGGACUUGGAUACAGUUACGGAAGCGGACUUAGCAACAGCUACGGAAGCGGACUUAGCCACAGCUACGGAAGCGGACUUGGCCACAGCUACGGAAGUGGGCUUGGUGGCUACAGCUAUGGAGCAGGGCUUGACUACGGAAAUGGCUAUAACUACUUGGGACAUUAUGCUUACCCUCAAGGCUAUUAUUCCUAUUACAAAAAAUAAACGAUUACUCUUGAUAUGACUGGCUUUGACAUUAUCUUCAAAAUUCCUGCAGCAGCGAACUGGCAAAAAAUCAUUAUGCAAAACUGAAAGAAUUUUAUAAUUUAAAAACAAUAAAUAUUUUUUUUUCUGUUA
Molecule: messenger RNA, 1386 nt
Organism: Stegodyphus dumicola
Lineage: Eukaryota; Metazoa; Arthropoda; Arachnida; Araneae; Eresidae
Source: RefSeq, a predicted model, not a curated record